UCCUGAUUUAGUUGAAUCAUGUUGUAGUUAUCUCAUUCAAUACAUUCAGUUACUACAGGUGCGAAUACAAUUAUUUUGAGUGUAAUAAUCGCUUUAACAAUAUGAACUGAUUUUAUUCAAUCUAUAAAAGCGCGCACGGCGUGUGCAAAAAACAAUAUGUUAUUCGAAAAAUUGAGUUCAAUGUUUUUCUCAAUUUAUCAAUCAUGAAGUAUUUUUUAUGUUCAUCCCCAUCUUAUAAGGGUGUCAACUUUAAUUUCUCAAAUGGCAACACAUAUAAUAAACUAGCUUAUUUAUCAGAUAAUGAUUUAAUUAAGAAAAUGACUGGUCAAUAACAACUUUUGGACCUGUAUUUAGAAAAGUUAUUAACAAUUAAAAUUAAUAACGCCAUCAUGGCAAACUUCUACGAAGAUGGUUUCUCCAUCAACAAUUCAUUACAAGAAAUCUACUUUGAAAUAAAUAUAAAUCUAUUAAAUUGCUUAUCAGAAUCGCCACAAUAUGGCAGUAGUAUCACAAGUAGCCAAACCAAGUUGCUUGUUGCUCAAGAGCAACGAAGCAACCAGUCCAUUCUCUUCUAAAGAAAUAUGUAAACUAAAUGAUACUGAAUGGGAUAAAUUGACAAGGAGUGAUAUGGCUGGAAAACUGCUGGAAUAUUUGGAUAAAUUAUAUGAUACAAAUAAUGGACCUGAAUCUAUAACAGAUUGGUUGAAUGAAGAAAAAUUUAUUGAUAUGCCUAUGUUUGAUGAUAUUAUGACAAAUACUAUACCAAAUCACCUCGAAAUGAAAUCAGUCGAGUAUGAUAAAUUUGUACCAUCAAACAAAGAUUUACCAUAUCAACCUUAUAACUCUCAGCAGUUCACCCCAAUAUAUUGUCCUCAAACUAAUAUGCAAACCAAAUUCAAUUAUAUACCUCCACCUUCCCUGACUCCUCCAACAUCAUUAACUCCACCUGAAAGCCCUAAAGAUACUGAUGUUCUUAUGUCAAUGUUAGAUGAUAUGCAACCUGAAGAACUUACUCAAUUAGUAGUUGAUGAUGAUACUCUAUCUGAUUUCAUGUCGUCUUCUGAUACUAGCAGUUAUACUGAUUCUUACAGUGAAUUUGUACCUACUAAAAGAAUUAGACCAUCUUCAGUUUCAACACCAACUGAAGAAAAACGCCAACGUAAAAAAGAGCAAAAUAAGAAUGCGGCUACUAGGUACAGAAUGAAAAAAAAAGCAGAGAUAAAAGAAUCGGUUAUGGAAGAAAAAGAGCUAGUUCAAAAAAAUGAUAACUUGAAAGAAGAAGCAAAAGAACUAGCUAGAGAAAUAAAAUAUUUGAAAUCAUUGUUGCGGGAUGUCUACAAAGCUAAAGGUCUUUUAGAUUAAAUUCAAACUUUUAUAACUUUCAAGAUCUGAUCAAAAUUUUUCACUGACUUUUACAAUAGUUAAAAGUUGUUAAAUAAAUUCACAUAAUUUUCUUUUUUUAAUGGAGCUUUAAUUAUAAUUAAAACCUCUAAAUCAUUUAUAUGAUGUGGAUAAGCUAUAUAAUCAGUGUUCAGCCAUUAUCUUUUUGUAAAUAUAUCCUUAUUUUAUUUUAAAAUAAAAACUAUCAUAUUAUGAAUAAAAGUUUUUAAAUUAACAAUUAUUUGAUUAAUAAUAAUUAAGUAUAAAAUUAAGUUUUUUUUUUGUUUUUUUUAUUAUAGUUUUAUUAUUGAUUAAACUAAACAUUAGUAACAAUUUACAUAUGUGGUAUAUAUUUAUACGGAUUUAAUUAAUUUUAUUUACCACUUCAUAUUAUUCAUUUUUAUUAAAUAUAUUUCAAAUUUAAAUGAAAACAUAAAGUUGAUAUUUUUUAUUGUACAUUUAUAUUUUUAAAAACUAUUAAUG
This is a messenger RNA of Daktulosphaira vitifoliae (grape phylloxera), 1863 nucleotides long. It is a transcript of the gene crc, whose product is annotated as activating transcription factor of chaperone. Gene Ontology annotation, cellular component: nucleus. Gene Ontology annotation, biological process: regulation of transcription by RNA polymerase II. Gene Ontology annotation, molecular function: DNA-binding transcription activator activity, RNA polymerase II-specific; RNA polymerase II transcription regulatory region sequence-specific DNA binding. The coding region runs from base 496 to 1362 and encodes 288 amino acids. The record is from RefSeq and is a predicted model, not a curated record. NCBI's taxonomy places the organism in Eukaryota, Metazoa, Arthropoda, Insecta, Hemiptera, Phylloxeridae. The transcript has 4 exons.